GUGACUCAAGGUGGUCGGGGUCGGUCCUGUGACUCUGGUGGCAUCGUCCGGUAGUUAUAGCUAUGAUAGUAGAGUUGUAAAUGUAGGCUAAAGUUAGGUAAUUGUACGUCAUCGAAGAAAAUAUAUUUAUGUUCAUAUACUGAAGAGAAUAGUAGUCUUGAGGUAAAGAGUAACAAUGGAUAAAAAAUCAAUAAAUAAAGAACUUUUUGAAGAGGCCAGAAGAGGUAAACAAAGCCAUGGGAAAGCUAGGUUACCAGAUUCAUCAACAGUGUUGUUGGACGAAUUUGGUUUAAAAACCAGGGGUGUGAGUGGCCGAGCCCUGCUGCUUGUCUCCGUGUUGGCUGGGAUGGUGCUGGUUGUUGUCCUAACCAGUCUCUACCUCUACCAGACAUCUCCCUGGACCUCCGAGGAUCAGUAUGUGUUGGUGGCUCCUGACGUCACCAGCCUCCCCCCUCCCACCCCCUCUGUACUGGGAAGGUUCAGCAAAGCCGCCGUCGUCAGCAACGGGCUGCCCUGCGCUGAGUUUGGAAAACAGAUGUUGGAGAAGGGAGGCUCGGCUGUAGACGCAGCCAUCGCUACAUUGCUGUGUGAUGGAGCAACCUGUCUACACAAUAUGGGGCUGGGCGGGGGCUUCCUCAUGACUAUAUACAACAAGACGACUGGUACAGUUGAGACUCUCAAUGCCCGAGAGACAGCCCCAGCCGCUGCCACAGAAGACAUGUUCCAUGGCAACAUCACUCUCUCUACCAUAGGUGGACUAUCCAUUGCCGUGCCAGGAGAAUUAAGAGGUUAUCAAGCUGCUUGGGAACGCUACGGCAGACUGAAAUGGCACAAACUGUUUGAACCCACCAUUCAAAUGUGCGAGGAGGGAGUGCCCAUCGGUAAACAUUUGGCUAAGAACUUAGAGGUGAUGGAGCAGGAAAUUAGAAACAGCAAGACAUUAAGUGCCAUUUUGCUAUUGGGAAAUGGAGAGCUACCAAAAUUUGGAGAAACAAUAAAACUGCCGCUUUUGGCCAAGACAUUGCGCAGAGUUGCUUACAGCCCCCUCAUGGCUGAUGAGCUAUACAAUGGAGGUCUCACAGAAGCCUUCAUCAGUGAUAUCAAGAGUGCCGGAGGAAUCAUCACAGCCCAGGACUUAGCGGACUACAGAGUGAAGUGGCAACCACCCAUCAAAGCGCCUCUUUCCAACAAUCUGACUCUGUACUCGAUGCCACCUCCUGGCUCUGGGCUGCUGCUGGGCUUCAUGCUACAGUUACUGGACGGAUUUGUCACCAAGGACAUGGACGAUGUCACCGUGGUACAGAGGAUAACUGAGGCCUUCAAACAUGCGUACGGCAGACGCACUGACAUCGGCGACCCUCACUUCUCAGACAUCACACAGGUGAUCAAGGACUUGACAUCUCCGGAGUACAUAAUGAAGAUCCGAGCCCGGAUCCAGGACAACAAGACGUCACAGGACCCGCGGGACUAUGGAGCUCACUACGUGAUGCCAGAGGACCAUGGGACAGCCAACAUUGUGGUUGUAAGUCCCGAAGGAGACGCAGUGGCUGCUACUAGCACAGUCAAUCUGCUGUUUGGCAGCCAGUUUGCUUCUCUUAGCACUGGGAUAAUUUUGAAUGAUGAGAUGGAUGAUUUCUCUGCUCCUGCGAUUACCAACUAUUUUGGAGUCCCCCCGAGUCCUGCCAACUUUAUAGCUCCAGGGAAGCGGCCGAUGAGUUCCAUGUGUCCCUCGCUGAUCAUUGAUGGGAACGGAGAUGUGAGGUUGGCCAUCGGUGCAGCCGGUGGAACAAAAAUUACUACAUCAACUGCACUGGUUACAAUUCUGAAUCUCUGGUUUGAUAAAAACAUCAAGGAGGCCAUUGACUACCCUCGGUUCCAUCACCAGUUGGAACCAAUGAUUUUUGCCUAUGAAUACGGACUCACAAAGGAUGUAGUGGAUGGAAUGAAGAGUAUAGGACAUGUUACUAAACGCAUGCCAAUAGCGUGGAGGUCUUGUGUGACUGCGAUCGCUCGCAACGGAACACUUACCAGCAACUCAGACAACCGCAGGCCCGGCUGCACCUCAGGCUUCUAACUCGAGGAGAUAUCUAGUGAUCCUUAGGUUAGCUGUUUAAAACAGUAAGCUUACUAAUAUUUAUGUUCUUGUUUGAGUCAAUGUAUAUACUAAACCUGCUAAUAUUUAGCAGUUAUGAAAAGUAAAUUAUGAAUAAGAAUUUAAGGUUCAGUAUUUUGUGAUAUUUUUACGUGUAGAUAUUUUAUUCUCUGUUUUGAUAUUGCAUAGCAUUAUAUUUGAUAUUAUUAUUUAGUGUCAGUGUUUGUAUGUUAUUUAUAAAAUACAAUAAUAGUACAGGUUUUAAGUUCUAGGGCUUAAAACCACUGAAAUUUAAACAAUAAACUUUCUUAGUAAAGGUAUACUCAAUGAUGUAGGAAGGAACUGUUUGAGUUGGAUUUGUCAACACUUUAUGUAAGGAAGAGGAUUUUUACUGUGAUUUAUGUAGUCUUCUUUUAUAUAAGAUAAUCAUACAAUGUAAAAUAGACUAUCAAGUAGAAAAGGAAUAGAAUAGUAGAAUAGGGGAAUACUGAUGUAGAAUCAUAACUUAUGCUUAAAGUUUGCUUAAACACUUUGUUGGAUUCGUGUUGGGCAAACAAUCUAUUACCCCUAUUAGGUUAAACUGAGAUAUGCUCCUGAGGAUUGAUUGUACCAAGUUCAAAAAUUAAUAUUGUCAUUGGUAUUUUCCUCAUGGAAUGGAGUUACGUAACUUGGUUAUUGACUUAGCUGAUUUCACUCAUAAUGUGUUUAAAUAUUCACCUAAUUAACUGUGCAAUGUAAUGCAAACGGAUAAGGAUACUAUGGUGAUUUUCUAACAAAAAAAAAAUAAUAUUACAAUAAAUAUCUUUUUUUAAAUGUUUGCAUUUACAAACAAGUAAUUUUAUUAACAACCGAGAUAGGAUUUGCCGUAUUUAAGGAAAAAUAAUUACAGUAUCUAAUUUAGCCUACACAUUCAUAAUUUUGCAGUAAGCUUGUUUAUACAUUGAAAGCUAAUCUAGAAGAUACCUUAACAUAUAGCUACAAAUUUUAAUAUUUAAGUAUUAAUUUUGACUCUAAAAUGCUUAUUCAAAGGAAAAAAUUGUACAUAGUAUUGUAGCUCUUUUAAACAGUCUUAGAAUAUGUUUUAUAUAAGGUUUUAGGAUUAAAACUUAACAAUUUUUACUCGUCUUGCUUAUGGUAUUUAAUUAGUUUCAAUGUUUUAUAUAUGAUGGAUUGAUAAAAAAGUUCUAUAAAUUAGAAAAAAGGGCUUAUUCUUAAUUUCCUGGUUGUCAAAAUAAUACUAAACAUAAUAUUCUCUGCUUAUAGAUUUCACAUUCUAUAAACCAGCUGAAGAUAAUGUUAUGAUAGGUAUGUUUUAUGU
Molecule: messenger RNA, 3410 nt
Organism: Macrosteles quadrilineatus (aster leafhopper)
Lineage: Eukaryota; Metazoa; Arthropoda; Insecta; Hemiptera; Cicadellidae
Product: scoloptoxin SSD14-like
Exons: 11
Coding region: 176-2074 (632 amino acids)
Biological process (GO): glutathione catabolic process
Cellular component (GO): plasma membrane
Molecular function (GO): glutathione gamma-glutamate hydrolase
Source: RefSeq, a predicted model, not a curated record